GCUUGUUUAAUCCAUCGUAAAUUACUGAAAAGAGAAGGGGUUGGGGGAGGAGAGAGAGGGAGGGGGAGAAUGGCGUGUUCCUCGGUGGGGAUCACCGGCGCUUCGGCGUCCAACGCUGCCUCCUCCGCGAGCAAUGGGAUGCGCCAGUCUUUUUCUACCAACGAGAUCCGCUGCGACAUCUCCGGGAUGCGUCGGUCGCGAUCCGAACCGCAACUCCGGUACUCCCUCUCUGUCUCCUCAUGCACCGCCCCAGCGCCGGCGCCGGCCCUGAAGAGUAGCCGAUCGAUCGGCAUCUUCCCCUUCGGUUUCUCCGGAUCGACCAUCCCCAAUUCUCUCCGAUCCUUCCUUUUCGAAUCGGAGGAGUAUCGGGACCGGUUGCCGACCGUGGAUCCGGAGGAUCAAGAGGGCGAUCCGGCCGUUGGCACGGAGAAUCGGGCCAACUGGGUGGAGAGGCUGAUGGAGCUUAGGCGUCGGUGGAGGGAUCGACAGCACAAGGAGGAGGAGGAGGAGGAGGAGGAGGGAUCGGAUUACAACUGCGGGGUGAGCUACGACUCGGAGGCGGAGGACGAGGAGAAGAUCGAGUGGGAUCGUGACUCGUUCUCCAACCUUUUGAACCGUGCUUCAUGGUACGAGACGAAGCUCUUCUCUCGUCUCGCGUUCCUCUCCAACAUGGCCUAUGUGAUCCCCGAGAUCAAGGAGGAGGAUUUGAGGAAGUACUACGGUCUAAGACUGGUGACGUCAUCGUUGGAGAAGAAGAUGGAAGCGGCCGCGAUCAAGGCUAAACUCGAGAUGGACUCAAUCCGGCCUUUGCAUGCUCAGCCUGGGAUUGGACCCCGCUCGAGUUCCGUCAGGCCAUUGCUCCGGCCAUCGGUGGCCUACGAGAUCGCGGCCUCGGCGGCGUCCUACGUCCACACUCGUGCCAAGGGACUCUUGUCACUCGGCCGGCAUCGACCGGAAUCCUACGUCGGAGGUGAGCUCCCCGAACCUGGUGGACUCGAAGGAGGCCCUCAUGCGAGGGUUUGCAACUCGGAAGUGGCGGCUUUCGUGGCGGCGACGACGAUGACGGCGGUUGUCGCGGCGGAGGAGGAGGCCCGGCAUGAGGCUGCUAAGGAUCUGAGAUCCCUACACUCGUCGCCGUGCGAAUGGUUCGUGUGCGAUGAUCCCGGCACGUGCACGCGCUACUUGGUUAUUCAGGGAUCGGACUCGUUGGCAUCAUGGCAAGCAAACCUGUUUUUUGAACCAACGAAGUUUGAGGGAACUGAAGUGCUGGUGCACCGUGGAAUCUACGAGGCUGCCAAGGGAAUAUACGAGCAAUUCUUGCCAUUGAUCCAAGAUCAUAUAAUGCAGCAUGGAAGCGCAGCUAAGGUCCGGUUCUCUGGACACUCACUUGGUGGCAGUCUCUCGCUUCUUGUUAGUCUUAUGUUCUUGAGCCGAGGAGCCAUCCCUCGCUCCACCAUCCUCCCUGUCGUCACGUUCGGCUCUCCAGCAGUGUUCUGCGGCGGCCAGCAAGUGCUUGAAGAGCUCGACCUCGAUGAAGGCCAUGUUUGCUCUGUUAUGAUGCACAGAGACAUUGUACCAAGGGCCUUUUCUUGCAACUACCCCAAUCAGGUCGCUCAAGUCCUCAAACGUCUUAAUGGCUCUUUCCGCUCUCACCCUUGUCUCAACAAACAGAAACUACUAUACUCGCCAUUGGGACAGCUCUUCAUCUUGCAACCAGAUGAGAAAUCCUCACCGCCACACCAUCUUCUACCACCAGGCGCUGCCUUGUACUCAGUUGACCGAAACGGGCACAGUGUAGCCAAUGCAGUGAGAGCAUUCCUUAAUUCACCACACCCAUUAGAGACCCUGAGUGAUCUUACUGCAUAUGGUUCUGAAGGCACCAUUCUCCGAGAUCAUGACUCCAGUAACUACCUCAAAGCCAUCAAUGGUCUUCUCCGGCAACAUACAAAGAUAGUAGCAAGGAGAUCAAAGACUCAGAAGCUGCACCAAUGGUUGCCUGUUCUGAGUACAACUACUGCAGAAUUGCCAGGCCAUUCUUGGAGCAUUCACCAUGAACCUGCUGAUUUGGACAAGCAGUUGAUUUAGUGCCCAAGGAGGUUGUCAGUACUGGGGCUUGACUUGGUAAACAUUUUGGGGUUGAAACUCUAGAGUUGUUGUUGAUUUUGUAAAUGCUGCCAGAUAACUAGUUCGUUCCUUCCUACUCACUUUAUACAUAAUACCUUGUUGGAUAUGUAAGUUGAUCAUGUACAGCUAGGGGACUAAAGCCAAAAUGAACCAGAUGGGAAAUAACUAAUAAGGUAGUCCAUUGUCUGGUUUUCACUUUA
This is a messenger RNA of Dioscorea cayenensis subsp. rotundata (Guinea yam), 2324 nucleotides long. Its product is annotated as phospholipase A1 PLIP1, chloroplastic. The record is from RefSeq and is a predicted model, not a curated record. Gene Ontology annotation, biological process: lipid metabolic process. NCBI's taxonomy places the organism in Eukaryota, Viridiplantae, Streptophyta, Magnoliopsida, Dioscoreales, Dioscoreaceae. Bases 70 to 2085 code for a protein of 671 amino acids. The transcript is spliced from 5 exons. Gene Ontology annotation, molecular function: glycerophospholipid phospholipase A1 activity.